This is a messenger RNA of Phoenix dactylifera (date palm), 1758 nucleotides long. RefSeq lists its product as uncharacterized. Lineage: Eukaryota; Viridiplantae; Streptophyta; Magnoliopsida; Arecales; Arecaceae. Gene Ontology annotation, biological process: protein dephosphorylation. Gene Ontology annotation, molecular function: protein tyrosine/serine/threonine phosphatase activity. The record is from RefSeq and is a predicted model, not a curated record.
UUCACGGCACGGAAGCAAGAAGGGAAAAACGCUGUUUUUUUUUUUAAUUGUACAAAGAACUUUGGAGAAUAGAUUCUCCAGUCCAAUUUCCGAACAAAAAGGGAAAGAAAAUUUUUCCUAGUAAAGAUUUCCGUUUCCGAAUCAAAAUUAGAGUUAGAAAAACAAAAAAAAUCCCCAUUUGUCGCAGAGAAGCCCAGUUUUAGCUUAUAUAUCUCUGCUCUUCUUCCCAAAAUCUGGUAUUCGGAUUAGGGAUUAUCAAGGUCAGGGAAAGAAUUCCUCCAAACCAAAGCGACUUUUAGGGUCCGGCGAUGCCGCAUCUGGUUCGGGACCGGCUCUUCUUCGGCAACAUCAGCGACGCGGCGGAGGUGCUCCAGAGCGCGAGUACAGAGUUCACUCACGUCCUUUCGCUCCUCAGCUCGGCGUCGAUCUCCUUCUUCUCGGACUGGCGGCCGGGCCUCUCGAUCCCCACCAAGGAGAUCCGGAAAGUGUUUGUUGGGGCGGAUGAGUCGCUGCCGAAGAAGUCCUUGGCGCCGGACAAGCUGCUGUAUUCGCUGGAGUAUGCCGGGCGGGAGCUGAAGCUGGUGAGGAUGGCGGUGCCGCUGAGGGACACGGAGGAUGAAGAUUUGCUGGAUUAUUUGGAUGUUUGUUUGGAUUUCGUUGACGAGAGUAGGAAGGAGGGAUCGGUUCUGGUGCAUUGCUUUGCCGGUGUGUCGAGAAGUGCUGCUGUCAUUACUGCAUAUCUCAUGAGAACAGAACAAAGAUCCUUAGAAGAUGCACUUGAAUCCUUGCGAGAAAGUUGCGAGUUUAUUUGCCCAAAUGAUGGUUUUCUGGAUCAGUUAAAAUUGUUUGAAGAAAUGGGUUUUCAAGUAGAUACCACAAGCCCCAUCUAUAAACGCUUCCGCUUAAAAGUAUUGGGUCAUUCUUAUAAACAAGGAGAGAAAAUAGAUGGCUCCAUAUUUGGAGCUGACCCUGGUUUGGCUGUGGAGUCCAGCUCUUCUGAGCAAGCCUCCAAGGGAGAUAAGAAGAGAACUGUCUACCGCUGCAAAAAAUGCCGCAGAAUUGUUGCAUUGCAAGACAAUGUCGUUAGCCAUGUGCCCGGCGAGGGUGAGACUUGCUUCGAGUGGCAAAAAAGAAAAAGUGGCAACCCAUUCAACAGGUUUCAGGAGCCAGAAUGCUCUUCUUUAUUUGUUGAGCCUUUGAAGUGGAUGACCUCAGUUGAAGAGGGUGCACUGGAAGGAAAGCUCUCAUGCAUCCAUUGUGAUGCACGCCUCGGGUACUUCAAUUGGUCAGGCAUUCAGUGCAGCUGUGGAAGCUGGAUUACCCCUGCCUUCCAGAUUCAUAAGAGUAAAGUGGAUAUCAGCACAGUUUAAUGUUUGGAGGGUAGAUUAAAGCAAAGGGGUCCCCUCUCCAUGUGAACUAUUGCAUGCAAACAGCCUGAGACCCUUAUUACCUCCAUAAAUAUAUAAUAUGGAAGAAUUCAAACUACUGAAUCUGGAAUAUUGAUUCAAGUCCCUGCUCUUCCUCAUUCAGUAUUCCCUAAUGGAACUGUGUCAGCUUGUACUAGAAUUUUAUGUCAUGAAGUAAAUAAUGUUCUAGUUUGCUCUUCUUGUAACCAAACUGCAUAAUUUUUUGAUUACCUGCAGUUGGGUGUUCAUAAGACUUGCUGUAUGUUGAGAUGCAUGUAUUGUAGGGUCGGAAUGGAAUCCUUGUAUAAAUGAAGAGGAUGGAAUUAAUAUAAGUGAACUCCUGUUUAAAGCA